Cynoglossus semilaevis (tongue sole) is the source of this 2247-nucleotide messenger RNA. It is a transcript of the gene hsd17b1, whose product is annotated as hydroxysteroid (17-beta) dehydrogenase 1. Gene Ontology annotation, cellular component: cytosol; cytoplasm. Bases 420 to 1292 code for a protein of 290 amino acids. Gene Ontology annotation, molecular function: estradiol 17-beta-dehydrogenase [NAD(P)+] activity. The transcript is spliced from 9 exons. Lineage: Eukaryota; Metazoa; Chordata; Actinopteri; Pleuronectiformes; Cynoglossidae. Gene Ontology annotation, biological process: estrogen biosynthetic process. The record is from RefSeq and is a predicted model, not a curated record.
CUGUGAAAUGGUUUGUUAACUUAAUCGUGCUGCUAUUAAAAAAAUUCAAUGAAUCACUCAGUUGUUGCUAGUGAGCGUGUGUCACAGUUUUCUUAUCUCUCUCUAGAUACAACUUUAUGUACAGAAAGAUGAGGACAUGGACGCCAUGGGACUGUGUCACCAAAGCUUUUGGAACUUGUUGAUGCUGUGUACUUUGAGGCUGGUGAGACAACAAGACCUGCGCUGACCUCAGAGCAAACAGCUCACACUGGGACGGUGCAGAAGAAGCGGCGCAGGAAGAGAAGAUGAAAGCCGUGCUCAGACAGCUGUAUUCAGCAGUGAUGAUCCUGUCACCCUGGCACGAGACAAAAACAGGCCUGUAAGGAAUGUGCAGGCUCUAACUGCUUCACACGGAAACAACAUCAGUCACACUCGUCAUCAUGGACAAGAAGGUGGUGCUGAUUACAGGUUGCUCCUCGGGGAUCGGCCUCAGCCUGGCCGUCCGGCUGGCAUCUGACCCACAGAAAAGCUUCAAAGUCUACGCCACCAUGAGGAACCUGGACAAGAAGGAACGCCUGUUAGAGAGUGUCAAAGGUCUGCACAGGGACACCAUGGACAUUCUCCAAAUGGACGUGACGGACCAGCGGUCCAUUCAUGACGCGAGGGACAGAGUUGUGGAGAAACGAGUGGAUAUUCUGGUGUGUAAUGCCGGCGUGGGGUUGAUGGGACCACUGGAGCUGCAGUCCCUGAACUCAAUGAGGCAGAUUUUAGAGGUAAACCUCUUGGGAACCAUCCAGACAAUCCAGGCCUUCCUUCCAGAGAUGAAAGCUCAGGGCCGCGGCCACAUUCUGGUCACUGGCAGCACAGGAGGUCUGCACGGUCUCCCUUUCAAUGAGGUGUACUGUGCCAGCAAAUUUGCGAUAGAGGGAGCGUGUGAAAGUUUGGCCGUCCUCCUGCAACACUUCAAUAUCCAUGUGAGUCUCAUUGAGUGCGGCCCGGUCAACACCAACUUCCUGGUCAACCUGGAGAAGGCUGAGCUCGGAGACGCCCCUCUGAGGCUGGUGGACCCUCUCACAGUCAACCUUUAUGAAAAAUACCUACAGCACUGCAGCUUCGUUUUUCAGAACGCAGCACAGGACACAGAAGACAUAGUGAAGGUGUUUCUAGAGGCCAUCCAGUCACCCAGCCCGGCCUUCAGAUAUUUCACCAGCGGUGCCCUCUCACCUCUCACUCAGCUCAAAACCGCACAGCCAGAUGGCACACAGUGCAUCCGUGCAAUGAGUGACAUCAUUUUCAGCUCUAAGGAAAAAUAACAUUCGCAGGUUGCGCACAUGCCCGUUGUCUGUGCAGUUCUGACCAAGCCUUCAUUCACCCUGCCAUUUAGAUCUUCAUCUACUCCUUGACUUUAUUUAUCUUUAAUUAUUGAACAUUUUGAAUCCUUUAAAUCACUGACAGUAAAGUGCACGCUAACCAUGCGUGUUACAUUAUUACAAUCCAUUGUAUUCAGGUUUAAUUAUUAUAUAUAUAAAGAGAGAGAUUAUAUGUAGACUGUUUUUCAAAAACAAGAAAAAAAAGAAAGUUUUAAAAUUCUGGUCAUAAAAAGCAUGAUGAUUUCAAUCAAGUUUUUUUUUAUUUUGAAAGCAACAAGGAAGUAGCUCAACAAUAUUAAAUGUUUUUUUUAAUGUGGAGGACAUCUUGGUCAUUGUGGUGUCUAGUGUCGGUGUGCAUGUGCUCUGUUCCUGUUCAGGCCAUUUGGUUCAUAUUCUAGAGUUUGUUGUUCUGCGUUUCUCAGCUCCUCUAUCCAUCGAGUUUUUGUUAUUUGGGUUUCGAAUAAACUCUCAGCGCCUGAGCCACACCUCUCCUGUGUUACAGCUGGGUCCUGUCUGCCUUCCAACGUUACAAAACAAAACAGGUUUUUUCCAAAUAAUGACUCGCGCUAUUGAUAUCAAACACUUGGUUUCUAAUGGUUAACUCUCAGGCACUGCCCCAAACACGAGCCCUGUUUUAUCCAUUGAGCGGCUCAUUGUCCCAUAGUUGGACUUGGUACAGCAGAGCAAAGGACAACUAGAGAGACUAACACACAACCACCAGGAUGAAGGGUGCUGUUUUGCUGAGUUUGGUGCUGAGCUGCUGUCUCUGUGAAGUUACAGUUAAUAGCAACGAUGGAAUUAAAUGCGGCUCGGUCAGCGACGCUGACACUUUCUCCAGCACCUUUAUGGCUUAUAAGCUGGGAGUGCUGGAAGAGAAAAUUGCCAACAUAGAAAAGAG